AUGGCUCUGGACUCGGUUCCUCCUUACCCCUGCGACCUGGGCUCCUCCAGCAGGGCCGCCGCAUCCAGGACCCAGCAGAGGAUCAGGAAAGAUGAGCGCACCUGGACCUCGGACACGUACGCGCCGUACGACGACGGGCACCAAUGGAGGAAGUACGGCGAGAAGAAGCUCUCCAUCUCCAACUUCCCCAGGUUCUAUUACAGAUGCACCUACAAGAACGACAUGAAGUGCCCCGCGACAAAGCAAGUCCAACAGAAGGACACCAGCGACCCACCAUUGUUCUCUGUCACUUACUUCAACCAUCACACCUGCAGCACCAGCUCAAGCGCCGUAGGAAGUGCUAGAGACAUCGCGUCGCAGUCAUCUUCGAAGAAGGCGGUGUCAAUCUGCUUCAGCCCGCACGCUGCCUCCGAACAGCCCUCAUUCCUGACAUCCCCGGCAACGCCACGAUCACCAAUCAUGCACUCUUACAGCGCCAACCAACAGCCUGACAGGAGCGCCUACACAUACCAGCAACUCCAGUGGACAGGCGGCGUACCAUCUCACGGAAGCAACGGUCCUGCUAAGAUGGAGGUUGAUGACUCUGCGCAGCCAAGCCCCUCGUCCAGCAGCACCAGCGCUCUGUCGAGGACGCUGCUACCAAUCGGUCAGUCCAGGUGCAUCGAGUACUUCCAUUUCUUGUGA
Molecule: messenger RNA, 684 nt
Organism: Miscanthus lutarioriparius
Lineage: Eukaryota; Viridiplantae; Streptophyta; Magnoliopsida; Poales; Poaceae
Source: the annotation of a GenBank genome assembly